Molecule: messenger RNA, 1221 nt
Organism: Williopsis jadinii
Lineage: Eukaryota; Fungi; Ascomycota; Saccharomycetes; Phaffomycetales; Wickerhamomycetaceae
Gene: FTH1
Product: Fth1p
Exons: 2
Coding region: 19-1221 (400 amino acids)
Biological process (GO): iron ion transmembrane transport
Cellular component (GO): fungal-type vacuole membrane; plasma membrane; high-affinity iron permease complex
Molecular function (GO): ferrous iron transmembrane transporter activity
Source: RefSeq, a predicted model, not a curated record
CAGGACAUAAAUCAAGCAAUGAUGACCUGGGAAUCCUUGUUUUCCUUUGAGAUCUUCUUCAUCAUCCUGAGAGAGUCCUUGGAGAUCAUUAUCAUUGUCUCCAUCCUGCUGGCGUUUGUGAAGCAGUCGUUAGCAGUCCACCAUGCGAAGGACUUUGAAGAGCAAGGCCCACAAAGCGUUUCUGCAGAGAUCGAUACGUUCCAAUCCGCCGGUGUUGAGCCUGACCAGACAGUUGAGCUGUCAGAUGCGGGUGACAAGCUCUAUAAGCAGUUCAAGCUACAGAUAUGGGUGGGUAGUCUGCUAGGGCUAUUCGUUGCGUUGAUCAUUGGGGGUGUUUUCAUAAUGGUGUUUUACAUCAUAGGCACCGAUCUAUGGUCGCUGAGCGAGCACUACUACGAGGGUGUCCUGAGUCUGCUGGCCAGUGUGGUCAUAAGCAUCAUGGGCCUCUUCUUCCUACGCUUGUCUAAGCUGAAGGAGAAAUUCCGUGUCAAGUUGGCAAACCUACUCAUCAAUAGGGACAGUGCUUCAGAUACACACCAAUCCAGGUGGAAACAUUUCAUGGAGAGGUACUCGCUAUUCUUCCUGCCGUUUAUCACGUGUAUGAGGGAGUCGCUGGAGGCAUUUGUCUUUGUAGGAGGUGUCGGCAUCUCACAGCCCUUGUCUACAAUCCCCUUAAGUGCCACAGUUGCCGUUAUAGUUGCCUCGAUUGCUGGCUACUACCUCUACAGGUCGUCCAAUUCAAUGUCUCUGAAGAUAUUUCUCAUCUCUACAACUUGUCUGCUAUAUCUCAUUGCUUCGGGUCUUUUCUCAAAGGGGAUUUGGCAAUUGGAAUUGCAACACUACAUCGACCUAUGCCAUGGUCAGGACAUGUCGGAGGUUGGCUCAGGUCCUGGAUCGUACGACAUCAUGAACAGCCUAUGGCAUGUGAACUGCUGCAACGGAGAGAUGGAUGGGCUUUGGAUGAUCCUCUCUGCGAUCUUUGGAUGGACAAACUCAGCAACCUACGGUUCGGUAAUCAGCUAUAAUCUAUACUGGAUAGUGAUGAUUGCAGCUAUCCAAGGCUUGCGGUUCCAAGAGAAAGAGGGCUAUUUCCCAUGGAUCCCACUGUCGUUUCAGAAGAAGAAGCUGUUGAAGAAAUACCAGCUGAUGAAGUCCAGUCAGCAAUUACAAGAUGAUAGUUAUUCAAAAGUGGACUUUGGAACCCAACUUUUGGAGCUGUGA